Amphimedon queenslandica is the source of this 741-nucleotide messenger RNA. Its product is annotated as negative elongation factor D-like. The transcript has 6 exons. Gene Ontology annotation, biological process: negative regulation of transcription elongation by RNA polymerase II. Gene Ontology annotation, molecular function: RNA binding. Gene Ontology annotation, cellular component: nucleus; NELF complex. The record is from RefSeq and is a predicted model, not a curated record. Bases 46 to 741 code for a protein of 231 amino acids. Lineage: Eukaryota; Metazoa; Porifera; Demospongiae; Haplosclerida; Niphatidae.
UUCUUACAUAGUAUAAAAGAAGAUAGGUAUAUUCUUUUUUGCUAAAUGGCAGAGGCACCAGGUGAUUCUGGGGAGUCAGAUUAUGAGCCUGCAGAGGAGCUGGAGGACGAGAGCCCAAAUGACGUCAUCGAGGAAGAUCACGAAUACCUUCGUCACCACAUUGCCACUUUAAAAAUGGAUGACGCCGUCCUAGAACCAGGAAUAUUGAAGACAUUCGAAGAUUAUUUAGAAUUAGGUGGUGAGAGUAUUAAUGCAAUCCGUUACCUUUCAUCUGGUUACAAGGGCCUUCCCUUAAUGAUUAAUGUACUAGUGGACUGGCUUCACUUUGCUGGCUGUAGAAGGAAAGACAUUCAAACUCUGGUAGAAGAACACAUCAAGACAUUAAUCAUUAAAGAUUUUGAUCCAAAGAAAGCCGAUCUCAUAUUCACUGAGGAAGGAUCUACCCCUUCGUGGCUGGAGGAGAUGAUUUGUUUUCAGACUUGGAGGGAACUUUUCUAUCAGUUAACAGAUCAGUAUCCUGACUGCUUGAUGCUCAAGUUUACUAUGAAACUAAUAGCUGAUGCUGGCUAUCAAGGGGAGAUUACGAGUGCCUCGUCAGCAGCUCAUCAACCCGAGGUGUUCUGUGGACUCAUAAAGACAUUACUAACUGACAUCAUCACUGCUUCAUCUCCUAAUGAAAUGGAAGAGAGCCUCAAAGAAUUCUGUGUGAGUUACAUGUAUGACAUGUACUGUAUGAUAUAA